Messenger RNA from Solanum pennellii, 1393 nucleotides. Its product is annotated as trihelix transcription factor PTL-like. Lineage: Eukaryota; Viridiplantae; Streptophyta; Magnoliopsida; Solanales; Solanaceae. The record is from RefSeq and is a predicted model, not a curated record. The coding region runs from base 46 to 1218 and encodes 390 amino acids. The transcript has 2 exons.
UCCAAACAACUGCGCUGCAGCUUUUUUCGUUUUCGGGGGAAGAAAAUGGAUGAUGAAAAUCAGUAUGGUAUGAUGGAUCUAACGCAGUACCUAAAUGGAAGGCCUUUAUUUUCUUCAGUUUCACCAGAUUUAUUAUGUAGUAACCAACAUUUCGAUAUGUUAAUGACUUCUACUACUACUACUACAGCUACUACUCAUGUGCCUCAACACGAAAACUAUUUUCCUCAUCAUCAUCAUUAUCAUUAUCAUCACGGGUUUCAUCCCGAAUCUAGCACGGUGGCAGGUAGUACUGUUAGUGGUGGGUGCGCGUUAAGCGCGAUGGAGACGGAGGGUGGAAAUGGGAGGUGGCCAAGGCAAGAGACACUUAAACUACUUGAAGUUAGAUCACAACUUGAUUCUAAGUUCAAAGAAACUAUUCAAAAAGGUCCUCUUUGGGAUGAAGUCUCUAGGAUUAUGUCUGAGGAAUAUGGAUAUCAAAGAAGUGGAAAAAAGUGUAGGGAGAAAUUUGAGAAUUUGUACAAAUACUACAAGAAGACUAAAGAUGGGAAAGCUGGUAGACAAGAUGGUAAACAUUAUAGAUACUUUAGACAACUUGAAGCUCUUUAUGGUAAAACAAGUAACACAAUUAAUACAAACACAUUUCAUCAAUAUCAAGUACACUACAAUCAACAACCUCAUCAUUGUCCUAAGGUCUCUGACGACAAUCUCUAUGAUUCCUCUGAUUCUGAUGACUCAGAUAAUUCGUCUAAUGAUGAUUCAAAGAGGAAGAAUAGUAAGAAAAAAGGGAAAAGGAGUUGGAAAGGUAUGAUAAGUGAUUUUAUGGACAUACAAAUGAGGAAAUUAAUGGAAAAACAAGAUAUUUGGUUAGAGAAAAUGAUGAAGACAAUUGAAGAUAAGGAAAAAGAGAGGAUUUUAAGGGAAGAAGAAUGGAGGAAAAAAGAGGAAAUUAGGUUAGAAAAACAACAAAAAUUUUGGGCUGAUGAGAGAGCAUGGAUUGAAGAGCGCGACGCAGUUUUAAUCGAUACGUUACGUAGAUUAAAUGGAGAAAAAAUCAUGACGAAUAGUACUAUAAAUUAUAACGAUGAAUAUGGUUCAAUAUCUUAUUGUAACAAGAAGCAAAAGGAAAUGAAUUCAUUGAGUUCAUAUUGUGAAACAUCAAGACAUGUGCCAAAUAUUCAUGAUACAAUCGAUGAUGGCUAUAUUGCUCGGAUUCUUUGAAAGUGUAGUGUCGCAUGUUUCAAGAUCUGACACAAAUAAAAUAAUAUUUCUGGAAAGUCUGAACGAGAAAAGACAAGAGUUUGUGGCAGGAGGUAAGUAGUUUAAAUUUGACUAUGUUAUUUUUGUUUUAUUGAGGAUGCUAGUUGAUUUAUUUUUUUUAUUUUUUUUGUGGAAU